GUCCACACGCACGCGCCGCCCAGGUCCAGCCUGCGAAUCCGGAGGCGAUCAAUUCCAAUAAAACCCCGGAAGGCAGCUUGUCAGGAGGAGGCGGCAGGGGAUCCCGGCCCUGGGGAGAUGGAGGCCGAGCGGCCGCGACCGGUGCUGCGCUCGGUGAACUCGCGCGAGCCCUCCCAGGUCAUCUUCUGCAACCGCAGCCCGCGCGUCGUGCUGCCCUUGUGGCUCAACUUCGACGGCGAGCCUCAGCCCUACCCGACGCUGCCGCCUGGUACCGGCCGCCGCAUCCACAGCUACCGAGGUCAUCUUUGGCUCUUCAGGGAUGCGGGGACCCAUGAUGGACUUCUGGUUAACCAAACAGAACUGUUUGUGCCAUCCCUCAAUGUGGAUGGACAGCCUAUUUUUGCCAACAUCACACUGCCAGUGUAUACCCUGAAAGAGCGGUGCCUUCAGGUUGUACGAAGUCUGGUUAAGCCUGAGAACUACAGGAGGCUGGACAUCGUCAGGUCACUCUAUGAAGAUUUGGAAGACCACCCAAAUGUGCGGAAGGACAUACAGCGGCUGACCCAAGAGCACUUUGAAAAUCAGCCCCUGGGAGAGGAGCCUGAAGGAGUUCAUUGAGAUUAGUGGUCCUGAAAUUCCAGCUUUGAUGGUUCUGAGUCUUAAUCUGCACAUAGGACAGGUCACUUUCUUUCCAUUUUACAAUGUUUCAUUCUCGGAGUAAAAUGAACUCCAUCACGUAAAAGAAAGUUAACUAACCAGUCCCUGGGCUUUGUGGUGCUUAAGGAUUAACAUCACACAGUGCAGUCUGCCCUUUGUAGAAGCACUCACCAGAAGGGCUUUUGUUUUGCUUCCUGGGAAAGUCGGGAAGUUCUGUGUAAGGAUGUUUGUGUAAGCUCUCCAGCUGGGGUUGCACUGUGUCCUUUAAUUUGGAAAAUGCAGUGACAUUUGAACAGUGGGCUCCUGCCUCCUGCUUUGGGAGCACUGAGAAGGCCCCAGGACAGGGACGGAUGUUUUGAGGCCCAGUGCCUAAUGUGCCAGGAGUCUUCAGUAUGGAAUGUUGGAUGAACAGACCAUGGUGGAAGAGUUUAGAAGGUCUGUCUCUUUGUCUGAGAAAGGCCUUAAGGGUACAAGUAAAGGAGCAGCUUAGUGUCCUAUGUUUAGAAAGAACUUUUUUUUUGUUUUUGAGACGGUUUCUGUGUAGCUUUAGAGCCUGUCCUGGAACUAGCUCAUUUGUAGACCAGGCUGGUCUUGAACUCACAGAGAUCCACCUGCCUCUGUCCCCGGAGUGCUAGGACUAAGGUGUGUGCCACCACCAUCCAGCUGAAAGAACUUUUUCUAAUUUUCCAUGUCUUUCUACCUUUUUUGUUGUUGUUUUUUUUUUUUAGACAGUGUUUUGUGUAGCCCAGGCUAGCCUUAGUCGCUCAGUAGGUGGUGCUAGCCUUGAAUUUCUGAUCCUCCUGUGCACCAUGGCCUGCUCUGCCCUUUUGUCAUUUUGAAACAGGGUCUCAUACUGUAACCCUGCGUGGCCUUGAACUCAAUCAGCUGCCUCCUGAUCCACUCUGGCAGCUCUCUUCUUUUUGAACCAGGUGGGCUUUCCAUAGUCAUUGUCACGAGUGUUUUGUAACUUGACAUUUACACAGACAGUAAAACAGAGCAGUCCUUUUGUUUAAUUCUGGUUUUGAAGAUCUUCUGUCUGUGAGUAAGCUGCUGCCAGGAAUGGGAAUUUCUUUUGCUAUCUGUCAACUCCUGGCAUUCCAGUUGGGCUCUGUCUUUUUUAUUGGCAGCACCUGGUCACUUUGAUUUGAGGGUUGGGGGUAGGCAGGGAGGAGGGAGCCUGAUUUUGAAGCCCCACUCAGCUACACCUUUAACUUCCCAGCUGGACUGUCCCCCAUGUUACUAUGUGUAAGCUCAAGUGUGCUGUGCUGUUCCUUUGAAGAUGACUGCUGAGUGUUUGUCAGCAUCCUGGCGCUCUAAGAUCAGCAAAGUGAUUAUUUCCCCUCACUCUGUGUCACUGCUUAGUCCACAACAUUCCGUGAGCCAAGUGGCCACAUGCCAGUGUAGAGGAUGCCUGUGUUCAGGAAGUCAGCAGGUGCCCAAGAAAUUCUUUAUUUUCUUUAAACCUGUGUUUGUCUCAAAAUGAUCUUAUGGUUGUCUUAUUAAACUGGAAGUUUGAAUACUGUUCUCUGUGCUGACCAGAGAGUGGAGACCUAUGGCACGAGUCAUGUUUGCUCUUCCUGUAAAUGUGAUCCUCAGCUGGGCGUUGGUGGUGCACGCCUUUAAUCCCAGCACUUGGGAGGCAGAGGCAGGCAGAUCUCUGUGAGUUCGAGACCAGCCUGGUCUACAAGAGCUAGUUCCAGGACAGCCUCCAAAGCCACAGAGAAACCCUGUCUGGAAAAACCAAAACUAAAGCAAAACAUGUGAUCUUCAGAUGUUUUCUACCUUGGGUUUUCUGAAAAAGCUGACCGUUAGUACAAUAAAUGGUGCUAAGUGAAGGAA
Messenger RNA from Mesocricetus auratus (golden hamster), 2496 nucleotides. RefSeq names its product von Hippel-Lindau tumor suppressor (gene Vhl). The transcript is spliced from 3 exons. The annotation marks the transcript as partial. The record is from RefSeq and is a predicted model, not a curated record. Lineage: Eukaryota; Metazoa; Chordata; Mammalia; Rodentia; Cricetidae.